Molecule: messenger RNA, 2120 nt
Organism: Filobasidium floriforme
Lineage: Eukaryota; Fungi; Basidiomycota; Tremellomycetes; Filobasidiales; Filobasidiaceae
Exons: 12
Coding region: 259-2088 (609 amino acids)
Source: RefSeq, a predicted model, not a curated record
CUGGAUGAGAAAUCGAGGUUGUCGACGACCCUGGAGUGAGUUGCUAACCGGCAGCUGAUUGUGGGGUUCCCUUCCGGUUAUUGGAGACCCGAAGUCGCGCAAAGGCCGAACAUCUCAUCUCAUCGUCAUCAUCAUUAUCCCAAGUUGUAGCUACCACGACAGCUUGGCUCAACGGUACAACCCCCUUCAAACCUGCGAUAUCCUUCCUGUUCAUCCCGUAUCGCAUUCAAAAGUGGAAUGACCAUACGCUGACCAAGAAUGCCAGACUCUGACGGUCGAGCACGGAGCGCGCCGACAUCACCCGUCGCCAACACGAACCCGUUACCUUCGAUCCUUACACCCACCCGCCAGACUAACAAUGUCGGCAACGACACGGGAAGCGAUAGGGAUACGACGAGGGCUUCGGCAAGCAGGAAGUUGAGGUUUACGACGAUGCUCGAGGUGGAAGAUACGAAGAGGGGAGAUGGCCGGAAGUCGAGAGGUUGGGAAGCGGGGAGAAGCGAUCCAGGUACACCUAACAUUAGCGAAACUGCGGCUCAGAUAAGGAGGACGAUCUCCCUGGCCUCACUAGACACGCUACUCACCAUCGCUCAAGAUGACAUGGAACGCGAGAGGUUUGGGCAAGAGAUCAAGAGCAUGUUAUGGAGGGACGAAAGGGAGACGAGAAAGAUGCCAAACGAUGCCGAGAGGGCUUUGGUGUUGGCUGCCAGGAGAGGUCUGCGAUCGUUCGUAUUGGCUUAUACGGUCAGAGCGGGCAUCAACUUAUUGUUGCUGCUCAUGAGAACUUUCCGGAGGAGACGACUAAAGUGGGCGCUCCUUCGCCAUGCUAUCUUGGGGAAAGAGCCAUUCCGCUUUGGUGCUAUGAUUGGCACUUUUACCUUUCUUAACACUCUCACUCUCCACCUCCUCCGGCUAGCACCCCCACUCUCUUAUCUCCGUAAACGUCUCCUUCGAAUAAUGAACGGCGACAAGUCCCCCUUGACGUACGAAGCACCAACUCGUCUCUCGGCAUCCGACGAGGAGAACGGGUAUUUCAUGGGCGAAGAAGAUACGGGUGAGAGGAGGUGGCAAGCAGCCAUUGCGGGGGCUGUAGGGAGUUUGGGGUUGUUAUGGGAAGACAAGGGGAGAAGGAUCGGAGUCUCGCAACAGAUGUUCGUUCGCGGUCUUCAAGCGAGCUACAAUCAGGUCUCGGCUAGGACAGGCUACAAGGUCCCUUUCGGCUCGAUAAUCGUUUUCGGGCUAUCGUGUGGGCAGAUCAUGUUUGCCUUCCUCUUGAGCCCGUCGACAAUUCCACCAGAAUACAAUUCCUGGAUUCAAUCGGCCUCUCGUGUGCAGAAGAGCGCAAUCAGGGUUAACAGAGGUAUCGCCCGGAAGGGCGCUAUCGACAUCGAGGCUGCCAAAAGCGCUCUCAGCCACAAGUACAUCACUUCGGCGAACGCUUCGCGACUACGAGAACUGAUCGAGGCCGGGUCUAAGGGUAUCGUUCCCGAUGGGGUACCUUGCGCCGCCAUUCACCCUUGGCUAGACUCUUGUCGAUAUGUCCUGUUCGAGAGGUACUUCGAGGUCUUUCGCUUCGCUCUCCCGGUCUACUCGGCUUUACACUUCAUCCCGAUGUUGAUCCUCCGCCGAAAACACUUUAUGAAGGACCCACUGAGCCUGCUUGGAAAAGCUACACUCGGAACGUUCAGGAGCAGUUCAUUCCUCUCAGCCUUUGUCCUUAUCUAUCAGGGCCUACUGUGCGCCCGUACGCAGACUCUGGAAGGGUUCUUUGGCAAGAUCCCGGUCUGGCUCAGGAUCCUCCUGCGACGCAAAGAGGUCUUCUGGCUCAUCGGGUUCUCGACAUGUUUGAGCUUGUUCGUCGAAGAGCCGAAACGACGGGCGGAACUGGCGGCAUACGUUCUUCCACGAGCUCUUGAAUCUGGUUGGGCCACCGCACGUCGACGAGCCUGGGUACCUAUCGUACCUUUUGGGGAAAGUAUUAUGGGAGCCGCAGCGAUGGCCAUGAUCAUGGAUGCGUACAAGCACGAACCACAAGCGCUGUCUACCCUGUUACGCAAAGUCAUCUUCCAAGUCGUCGGCCCCGCAUAAGUUGAAUUUCGGCAUGGAUUCGCGAAACGAGU